Rosa chinensis is the source of this 3021-nucleotide messenger RNA. RefSeq lists its product as uncharacterized. Bases 166 to 2925 code for a protein of 919 amino acids. The transcript is spliced from 3 exons. The record is from RefSeq and is a predicted model, not a curated record. Gene Ontology annotation, biological process: response to oxidative stress. Gene Ontology annotation, molecular function: heme binding; catalase activity. NCBI's taxonomy places the organism in Eukaryota, Viridiplantae, Streptophyta, Magnoliopsida, Rosales, Rosaceae.
UUUCUUGGUGUGCCAGUAGGAGCUGUGGACAUUUUCACUGCAACCUGCAUUGCCGACUUGGCAAGCUUCUCAGAGAAUCUUUUAGUAAAUGCUCAACCUCAACUGUCCACUGAUCCAUCCUAUGUUGCACAACCUGAGACUGAGACUGAUUCUGCUGAGCUUUCGAUGGAACUUCCCGAGUCCAAUCACUCAAUUAUCUGGUUAUUCCAACUUCUAGCUCUUGUUUACGUUGCGUUCAUGCUCUCCCUUCCUGCAUAUUUAUCAGUUUCUACUUUCACAAGUUGUGUCUCAGCCACUCAUGCAUUGGUAGAAGGUGUUCCCUAUCUAGAUUAUUUGGCCGUGCUGACCUUUGCUCCCCUUGCUUGGAUGUUCUGCAUAUUUUCUACCUGUGUUUCAAUUGCAUUCUUGGGGAACUCUUUCUUAAAACCAAACUAUGCCCUGAACCCUGAAGUCUCCGUCUGGUCAACGGAUUUUGUCAAGUGGUGGGCUCUUUACAAGGGUCAUGAAGUUGCCUCCAAAGUUUUGGCAGAGCCUCUGCGAGGCACAGUGUUCCUUAAGUAUUGGUUUGAGAUGCUUGGAGCUAGGAUUGGAUCCUCAGUUUUACUUGAUACAAUUGACAUAACAGACCCCUCUAUAGUUUCAAUUGGAGAUGGAGUUGUGAUUGCAGAAGGUGCUUUGAUUCAAGGCCAUGAAGUGAAGAAUGGAGUGUUGAGCUUCCUCCCAAUAAGAAUUGGUCAAAACUCCUCAGUUGGCCCUUACGCUGUUGUCCAGAAGGGAACUAUAUUGGCAGAAGACAGUGAGCUGAUGGCCUUACAAAAAGGUGGAGGCAUGUCUGUUAUCAAGGCUAAAAAUCAUCAGAAUGGGCUGGCAAAGGUCACAAGCACUGAAACUGAGGCCAUUUACCAGUUCUUAGGCAUCUAUUUGGUUGGGUUCCUCGGCACUCUCUCAGCUUCCAUUGUAUAUAUAGCUUACAUUUGGCUGUCUCAAAAGCCUCCUUCGGUUGAAAAAUAUGCUUUCUUUUGCUUAUUUGGGGCCUUUCACUGGAUACCUUACACCAUCAUAGCUUAUGCUACCAUGUUUGCUAAUGUUCCGUCAGACAUAAUUUACUUCUCCAUCUCAGUAGCUGCUGGUUACUUAGCUUAUGGCCUAGUACUCAGCUUCCUCACAAGUGCUUUGACUCGUCUUAUUUCUAGUAAACAGACAAAAUCAGGCCAUCUCAGAACUUGGUUUUGCCACCGAAUCACCAUUGCUUGCCACCUUAGAUUUGCUAAGCUUCUGUCAGGAACAGAAGCCUUCUGCAUCUACUUACGCCUUCUGGGUGCAAAGGUUGGAAAACAUUGUUCUAUCAGGGCUAUCAAUCCAGUUUCAGACCCGAAAUUGUUAUCACUUGGUUCUGGUGUCCAUCUUGGUGAUUUCAGUCGGAUUAUUGCCGGGUUUUAUUCCUCCAAUGGGUUUGUUAGCGGGAAAAUUGAGGUGCAAGAUAAUGCAGUAAUUGGGAGCGAAAGCGUAGUCCUUCCUGGCUCAGUUAUUCAGAAGGAUGUUAUUCUUGGUGCACUUUCAGUUGCACCAGUAAAUUCAAUGCUUCAGGCUGGUGGUGUUUACAUUGGUUCUCAAACUCCAAUCAUGAUCAAGAACACCAUGCAUUCUUUGGAUGACCGAAUAGAAGAGAUGGACAUGAAAUAUAAGAAAAUAGUUGGUAACCUUUCUGCAAAUUUGGCUGCCACAACUCUGAAGGUCAAAUCAAGAUACUUCCAUAGAAUUGGUGUUAGUGGGAAGGGAUACUUGAAGAUUUAUGACAACAUCAAAGGCUUGCCACACCAUAACAUUUUCUCUCCUGGCAAGAGCUAUCCUGUUAUAGUUCGGCACAGCAACAGCUUGAGUGCUGAUGAUGAUGCAAGGAUUGAUGCACGCGGUGCAGCCAUCCGAAUACUUCAAGGUGAGACUAGUGACUCCUCACUCCUUGACCUGACACUGAAGACAGGAAAGGCAUUCUAUGCCCGCACAAUUGCAGACUUUGCAACAUGGUUAGUGUGUGGACUUCCUGCAAGGGAAGAGUAUGUCAAGCGAGCCCCACAUGUACGUGAUGCAGUGUGGACUUCCCUUCGCCAUGCAAACUCAUUCACUGAGCUACAUUACUACUCAAACAUCUGCAGGCUGUUCCGGUUCACAGAUGGACAGGAAAUGUAUGUCAAGUUCAAGUUGAGGCCUUCCAAUGAGAACAUUAGUGAAGAAUCUGGUAAGGUAGAACCUAUUGGCAUUCUUCCACCUGAUACAGGUGCAAUUCCUAGAGAUGAGAAUGAUACUCGCCCUCUACUUUUCCUUGCCAAAGAUUUCCAAAGCCGGGUCAAUGAAAAUGGAGUUUGUUAUAUAUUCCAGUUACAGGUCAGGCCUGUUCCACAGGAUGAAGCUACCCGAGACAUUGCACUUGACUGCACCAAACCCUGGAAUGAGGCUGAGUUCCCAUACAUUGACGUUGGAGAGAUUAAUAUCAACCACAAUAUUUCUGCAGAAGAAUCGGAACAGCUGAAUUUCAAUCCUUUUAUUAAAUGCCAAGAAAUAGAUGUCAUCAGGGCUUCAUCAUGCUCCCAGAGUGCUUCGAUUGACCAUGGUCGUUCACUGAUCUAUGAGAUUUGCCAGCACUUACGCAAUGGUGAACCCCUGCCAGAGGCUUGGAAAAUCUUUGUAGAGCAGUCUGAUGUCAAAGUAGACCUUUCUGGUUGUCCAAUGGCAGCAGCAUUGCAGAAAAAUGAUUCACAUACCGUGACACUGGAAAGAACUGUCUUUCAGACUCUAUGGAUUACAAUUGAAGAAAGUGGAUUUGUAGGGAGUAGAGCAAUAGCAAUGCCAGGAGUGAUAGUGGAGAGUGGAGGCAGUCUUAGUGCUCUCUCUCUUGCCAUGAAAGAAGAAAUUAUCAAGUCAAGGUAGCUAGAGAAUAGAGAGGAUCAUGCUGAUAUAUUGAUAAUAAAUAAAAGGUUGCAAUCCUUUGUGGCCUAGCUACAUGCCUACAUGUUGUAAUACAAG